This is a messenger RNA of Moneuplotes crassus, 1038 nucleotides long. The record is from the annotation of a GenBank genome assembly. NCBI's taxonomy places the organism in Eukaryota, Ciliophora, Spirotrichea, Euplotida, Euplotidae.
AUGCUCGCCUCAAGGAUUAGACCUAACAAAUUAGGGCUAGAUAUAGGAGGAACUUUGGUAAAAGUUGCUGCUCUAAAAGGACACACUCAGUUGUGGCGAAACCUCUUACUUGAACAUACUGAUGUUAUCAAGAUUGGAAAGCAUGAAGAAGUGAAAGUUGGGUAUACCAAGUCAGUUACUGAUGUGCUUGAGGCUCUUUCGCGGGUUGAUGUAGGUAGCAAGGUUCAUGUUACUGGAGGCGGUGCUUAUAAAUAUGAUAAAGAAAUCAGAAAUAGCCUGGAUUUUGGGAAUAAAGAUACUGAAGUUGUUAAAGUAUGCGAACUUGGAUCUAUCGCUGAAGGAACAUUAGCACUUAUAGAACAUACAGAUUUGGAUUUGUAUACAUAUAGAACAAAAGAAGGAGCGAUUAUGGCUGGGGAGAAGACUAGGUCUGAAUUUCCUAAACUUAUAGUCAACGUUGGAUCUGGUGCUAGUUACAUCUUAUGAAAAUCAGGCUAUCCUUCUCCUAAUUACACAAGAGUUACAGGAACAAUGGUAUCUGGAGGGACCUUGCUUGGCUUAUCCAAUUUAAUAUACAACAAACAUAUGGAUUAUAGUACAAUGCUUCAGAAGGCUGAUAAAGGAGAUCUUAAGAAUGUUGAUAUCCUUGUUAAAGAUAUUUAUGGCUCAGACUCAGGAUUCCAGAUAGAUGGCGAUAUUGUCGCAGGCACACUUUGCAAAAUACCUGAUCUAGCAAAGGAAGAAAAUGGAAUAGAAAAUAUCAGGAAAGAAGAUGUUCUACACAGUAUUGGGUUCAUGGUAUCAGCAAAUAUUUCACAUAUUGCUGUAUUGUCAGCCCAAUUACAUAAAUCAAAACAAAUAAUCUUUACUGGGAAUUUUGGUGCUGGAAAUGAUCAUCUUAUGGACUCACUCACAUUUGGGGUUGAUUUCCACUCUCAAGGAUAUAAAGUCCCUGGGUCUGAGAAGGGAGGUAUCCCAUGAUACUUCCUAGAUAAAGCAGGAUACUCUGGAGCAAUCAGUUGUCUUCUGAAAGAAUAA